GUCGUGUGUUGAACACAUGUAUUUAAAGCGUAGUAUAGGCUGUAUAGCCCAGCCUCUCUGAUUCGGUUCCGCAGCAUGUAUAGUAAACGUUGAAGUUGGAUCUUCGUUUAUUAUCUGGGCUUUUGUUUUGAUGGUUGCAACUUGCACGUGUGGAUCGCAACUCAAAGCUCUCAAUAUGUAAUAGUCAAUACGAUACAAACCCACUGUGGGAUAAAUAGGCACAACCGACUUCGGGUUGUAUUAGAGGUGACUUCUAAUUGCGCUGUGGGCCAUGUACCGACGAUAUCAUAUAUACAUGUACUUGUAUAAGUGCACGUGCAUACUAGAAGUACAUAACAAUGUAGUAAAGGAAGUAAACCGAUAUUUGACCUAUUUGAACGAACUCUUAUAUAUCCGUUUAUUAUGGCCACAACACUAUACCUGGGAUUUGGAGGUGACAAGAGACUACCAGGCUGCCUACCCGACUGAGAGACUCUGUACUUCAUCGAUCUGAUUGAUGAAACGUCGUUCCCGGAUGACAUUGAUAGCUAUAUAGACGUGCUCAGGCCUUAUAUCAGACACAUGUACAAAAUAUCUAUUACCUGGGACCCCAAUUGGUCGGUGGAUUUCGGACGGUUGGAGAUGUUUUCUGGGACUAUUGUCGGGUUUAACAGCGACUAUAAUCUCCAAUUCCCUUUCGAAAUUAAGUACGUAACCACUUUACUGAUAAAGAACACACCGAUACCUGCCAACCAUCAACGAUUACUCAACGUUAUGGAUAAAAGAACACCGAAAUGGCGGUUUUUAUCGAAUUGCGACGCUAUUUUGCGGUAUAAAAGCUUUGUUGACCUAAGGUUCUGCUCUUGUCUCUCAUUGAGGAUGGGCAGGCAAAGGCUUGUAUACUUGGAGAUGAUCAAGGAUGUUGGGGCCGAUUCUAUUAAAUGUGCUUGUGCGUGGACGGUGCUCUUACUACCCGAGAAGAACUUUUACAUGCACUGGCAGAUGCCAGUUAUAGAGAUACGAUUGAAAAGCAGCCCUGUAAAUAGCUGCUGUAGAUGCCGCCCGCCCCACACCCCCCCCCCCUAUGAGAAAGGUAUCCCGGCUGAAGUCGCGAUAAUACUGAAUGAAUGCGACCUACACAGAGAGCAAAUAAUCUUUCGAAAUAUAUUUUCAUAUGGUCCGAUAUAAACCUGGCGAUGUAG
Molecule: messenger RNA, 1181 nt
Organism: Sphaeroforma arctica JP610
Lineage: Eukaryota; Ichthyosporea; Ichthyophonida
Exons: 1
Coding region: 562-1167 (201 amino acids)
Source: RefSeq, a predicted model, not a curated record